Molecule: messenger RNA, 633 nt
Organism: Clonostachys rhizophaga
Lineage: Eukaryota; Fungi; Ascomycota; Sordariomycetes; Hypocreales; Bionectriaceae
Source: the annotation of a GenBank genome assembly
AUGACGGCUUCUUCAAAGCAGCUCGAGAGAUGUUGCUUAGCAACAGUGGGAGCCACCGUAGGCUUUCCAAAGCUAAUCAAGACAGUUUUGGAGGAUAAAUUCUGGGAACAUAUACGAGCCCAUGGCUUCACUUCCCUCCGGAUUCAAUGUGGCCCAGAUUUGCCCUGGGCAUCCGAGUACCUCUCCUCCCACAAAGAUCAAAUCCCCCCAGGUCUAAAAGUCGAGUUGUUUGGACUGAGCAAGAAUCUGAUGCUCGAGGAAAUGACACUUUGCAAAGCAGUUGCUGGAAAGUCAGAUCAGGGCCUAGUGAUCUCACACGCUGGAACUGGGACGAUCCUCGAUGCUUGGAAACUUGGCCUGCCUAUAAUUGUUGUUCCCAACACUGACCUGUUGGACGAUCAUCAAUCAGAGAUGGCCCGUUAUCUUGCCGACGAAGGCUAUGCCACACAAAGUAGCACCGAUCUCGAAGACCUUCAAAGUGCGAUCGAUAAGUCAAGUCGCCUUUGGGAGGAGAACAAAAACCGAUGGCAGCCUCACAGCACGUCUUCGCAACCUCAUGCCCGUAUCAGCCUGUGGGAAAUUUCCCCUAAAGAAGUUCGAAGGGAAGAAAAUUCUCAGAUGGUUCAUGAUUAG